AAAAUUUAAGAUUUAAAAUUUUUAAAAUUUUUACUAGCCACUACAGCAUUUUUUCCGCGUCUUCGCAGCAAUCGUCGAGCCGCAGUAGUUAACUUUUGCCCAGUGCGUGCACGGAACUAACAACAAUUACGUAUCAGCAGCAGCAGCAUCGUAGGGGCCAAGAGCAGAAGCAACGAAAAAGAAAGAUCUAAAAAUAUUUUAAUCGUCGUACUCGAAUAUUUUUAUUUCGCGAAACGCGAAUAGACAGAGCUUUAAAUUGACAAAACAACGCAUUAAUAAACGCUAAAAUGGUAUUAAAAGUCUACGUCAGCGGCAUGUCCGGCAACAAGGAGGUUAAGAAGCGCCAACAGCGCGUCCUGAUGAUCCUCGACAGCAAGAACAUCCAGUAUGACACCGUGGAUAUCACAGAGCCUGGAAAGGAGGGAGAGAAGGAGAUGAUGCAGAACAAAUCGACCAGCAAUGGCGGCACAGUCUCCGACCCCGAUCCCCGGCACCCGCUCCCUCCGCAGAUCUUCAACGAUGCGGACUACUGCGGCGACUACGACGCCUUCGACAUGGCCAACGAGAUCGACACCCUGGAGGUGUUCCUUAAGCUGGCUCCCGCCGACACCACGGCCGUGAGCAGUGCCCAGAUCGAGCUUAAGCAGGAGAACGGCGAUGCCAAGAAGGAGGAGGAUGGCGAAAAGGAGGCGACAGAAAAGGAUGAGGCGGCACCCGCGGAGGAGGCUGCUUCAGAAGCCAAUGGCGAGGCGGGGGAGAAGGCAGAGAAGAAAGACGAAGAAGAAGCAGAGACGACAAGCGAGGAGAAGGAGAAGGACGAGUGUGAAGGUGCAGACGCCAAGGAAGAGAAUGGCGAGGAAAAGACUGAAACCGAAGCUGAGAAAGAGCCAGCGAAGGAGGACUCGACAGGUAAUGAAUCGAAGGAGGAUGAAACUGAGAAACCGGCGGGAGAACAAGAAGGUGAAAAGGGCACCGAAAAGCCAGAGGAGGAAGCCGAUGAGAAGACCAAGGCUGAUGAAGAGGCUGAUAAGGCAGAAGAAAAGCCUUUGGAAGAAGAGGAAGCGAAGGAGAUAGUUGAAGAGGCUGGUGGGGACAAAGUAAAGAAGAAACUGACAAAGAAGACGAUAAGGAGAAUGAAGAAGAUGACGGAAGAGGAGAAGGAAGCUGUGGCGGAAAAGGAGACUCAGGAAGAAAUCAAAAAAGAGGACGAAGCAGAGCCGAAAGAGCUCAACAAAGAAGAAGGUAAAAAGGAGGACGAAGAAUCUGAUGAACAAAUAGCAGAGACGGAAAAAGAGGCCGAAGAAAAUGGUGAGGGAGAAGAAGCAAAGACGGAGGAAGAAGUGGCUGAAACGGAAACCAGCAAAGCAGAAGAAGAAGUCGCCUCCGAAACGGUUGAGACCGAAGAUGCUGAAAAGGUGACGGAGAAAGCAGAUGAAACAGAAGAAGAAGCCGCCACCGAAACAGUCGCAACCGAAGAUGCUGAAGAGGAGACGGAAAAGAAGGAAAGCGCUGAUCCAGAGCCCAAAGAGGAAACAGAAGAUGGCAGCAGUAAACCAAAGGCUGCUGAAGGUGAUGACAAGGCAGACGCGUCCUCCUCCGGGGAGGAAGAGAGCGAGACGGAGGAAUAGCUGUAAACUACCGCAAAA
Drosophila subobscura is the source of this 1646-nucleotide messenger RNA. RefSeq names its product cilia- and flagella-associated protein 251 (gene Sh3beta). Gene Ontology annotation, cellular component: cytoplasm. The record is from RefSeq and is a predicted model, not a curated record. NCBI's taxonomy places the organism in Eukaryota, Metazoa, Arthropoda, Insecta, Diptera, Drosophilidae.